GCUUGGAUCCCGCUGGACCCGAGUACACCAGGGCCAGCCUGGAGGAGCGCUUGGAUGCCGAAGAUGCCCUCUUCGUGGAAGCCAUCCACACAGACACCGACAAUUUGGGUAUUCGGAUUCCCGUCGGACAUGUGGACUACUUUGUCAACGGAGGCCAAGACCAACCUGGCUGUCCCUCGUUCAUUUAUGCAGGUUACAGCUAUCUGAUCUGUGACCACAUGAGAGCUGUACAUCUCUACAUCAGUGCCCUGGAGAACUCCUGUCCGCUGAUGGCCUUUCCUUGUGCCAGCUACAAGGCCUUCCUGGCUGGACACUGCCUGGACUGCUUUAACCCGUUUCUGCUUUCCUGUCCGAGGAUAGGGCUGGUAGAACAAGACGGUGUCAAGAUAGAGCCGCUUCCCAAGGAAGUCAAAGUCUACCUCAUGACCUCUUCCAGGGCUCCAUUCUGCGUGCAUCACAGCCUCGUGGAGUUUUACUUGCAGGAGCCAAGAAACAAGGACACCAGCAUCGAGGUCACUUUCCUUAGCAGUAAUGUCACCUCCUCGGUCAAGAUCACCAUACCUAAGCGGCAACUCCAGGGGAAAGGACUCAUAGCUCACUCCAACCCACCGUGCCAGAUACACCAAGUCAUGUUCAAGUAUCAGGCUUCCAAACGGGUUUGGAAAAAAGACCGAACUACCAUAGUCGGGAGGUUCUGCACUGCCCCUCUGCCCGUCAAUGACAGUGAAAAGACGGUCUGCUUACCGGAGCCCGUGAACUUACAAGCAAGUGGGACUGUUGUUCAUGACCUGAAAAUAGCCUGCGGAUAGUGUGAGCCUGGGCAGGACACAUCUCCCUGGUUUUUUUUGAGAAAGGUGUGAUGAGGGAUAUGUGUGUGUGCACAACUUAUUCUAGACCAUUACUACUAAGGUGAAAGGCAAACUCUUGGCUAUUUCCCCCAUAAUUAACUACCAAGGAGAGGACAGACGACAUUUCACAGAACUUGAUUUCCAUUGCCAAUCUCACAUAGCUGCCACUUGUGCUUUCCUCUGCAUACUUAAUUGCAAUGGCCUCAUCUCCAUAGGCAUCUGUACUUAGGAUUCAGUAGAAGCAUGUAUAGAGAAAAUAAUUUAGCAAAAUAAAACUUCGUGAACUAUC
This is a messenger RNA of Carlito syrichta (Philippine tarsier), 1137 nucleotides long. RefSeq names its product phospholipase A1 member A-like. Gene Ontology annotation, molecular function: lipase activity. The record is from RefSeq and is a predicted model, not a curated record. The transcript has 7 exons. The annotation marks the transcript as partial. NCBI's taxonomy places the organism in Eukaryota, Metazoa, Chordata, Mammalia, Primates, Tarsiidae.